AUGAAACGAAGAAUCACCUUUAUUCAACCCCCCAACGCCCCCUUCUCCCCCGACCAAGCCGUUCUCACCCCCGACGCCCUCUCAGUCACCAACCUCGAUGCUGUCCGCGAAGAACGGCUCACCGUUAGCUAUGAUGAGUUGCCAGACGAUAUACGCACAGUCAUAGACCAAUACCAAGCAGUCCACAUCCGCUGGGCCACAGAACAGUCGCACAAAGCUCCCGCGCCAUUGGCGAGUAGGAUCUCGUCGGGUUUGCAUGUUUUUGUUUCUGGGGAGAAGCGUGCUGAGGGGGAAGAUGCACUAUGUCCACUGCUGAAGAGGAUGUUUGGGGAGGAGGUCGAUUGUUUGAGCACUGAGAAAUCAUUCAUAGAGCCGCCGAUCCUUUCAAAACGGUUCUCCUCCACCGCUGAUUUGUACUACUACAGCGUCCUCUCCUUUGCAACUCCGCUGGUCGAUUAUAUCAAAGAUAACAUCUGUGCCAAACUGCCCAGAUGGUCCGACUCAUCGUACGACUGCAUAGAACUCGCAUCGUCGCUGUUCGCAGACACAUUUGAUAUCAGCUAUGAUGGCAUCUCGCAUGUCCUGACUGUGUCGGCGGUGUCGAGUAGAGCACCUGGCGACGGGGAAUGGUCGCAAAGAGUUGCGAAGCCGGAGGGUAAUGGUAAUGGUGGAAGGGAGGGGAUUGAUCAGGUUGAGGUUGGGUUAUUGACGACGGAGAAGGCGGCGGAGGCGGAGGAUAUUAAGAUGGGUGGGUUGUUGGGUGUUGUGGGGAGGGAUGAGAAGCUGAAGCCGACGAUGUUCUCCUUCCCAUCGCGGCAUCAUGCUCUACCAGAUGACGCAACGUAUUUGGCUUCCUUCUCCCAUCCAAAAGGCCUCCAUCCGACAAUGACACUUUCCCUCUCUCCGUCAGCGCUGAAAGAACCCCCCGCCCCGGCAGACGCAACCUGCGCGCUGCAUACAUAUCUCACCCUCCCAUCAUCCAUAUUCGGCGACAAAUACCAACUCUCCACGACAGACCCGCUCUUCCUCCAAUCGCACAAUCUAGCCGCCCUCCGCGCCGUCUUCGGCGAAACAGACCUUGAAGCACCAGAUUGGGCCGUCGACCGGUGGGGCUCAAACUGGUUACUCGAGCUUGCUACCCCGGAGAACCUUGACGCGGUGACAAGCGAAUGGAACGUAACUAUCCCGCUACACUUGCGCUACCUGCCCCCCUCCGAGUCCGGAUACCGUACUAUACGGGUCCCAUGGCCGGUUGUCUUCUGGGCGUGCACGGCCGAAGGAGGGACGAAGAUGGGGAUUAACCCGUUUGACCGGGUGAAUCUGGGUUGGGAGGGGUUGUUUGGGCCUCGGACGAUGUUUUACCAGGUGCAUCCUAGUGAUGAGGAUGUCUAUCUUUACGAGAAGGUGACUGUCCCUGUUUUGCAGUUGGAUGAGAAAGAGGGAUUGUUCCGGAGUAAAACGAUCGAGCUUGGUACGGUUGCGGUUAUUGUGCUUGGAUUUCUGUGGGUGUUGUUGAAGCUUGGGUUGGUGUCUUCGUCUUCGGGAAAGAAGAGUAAGCAGGGGAAGACUGAAUGA
Messenger RNA from Aspergillus ruber CBS 135680, 1575 nucleotides. RefSeq lists its product as uncharacterized. Gene Ontology annotation, cellular component: glycosylphosphatidylinositol-mannosyltransferase I complex; endoplasmic reticulum membrane. The record is from RefSeq and is a predicted model, not a curated record. NCBI's taxonomy places the organism in Eukaryota, Fungi, Ascomycota, Eurotiomycetes, Eurotiales, Aspergillaceae. Gene Ontology annotation, molecular function: mannosyltransferase activity. Gene Ontology annotation, biological process: GPI anchor biosynthetic process; protein processing. The coding region runs from base 1 to 1575 and encodes 524 amino acids. The transcript has 5 exons.